Messenger RNA from Poecilia latipinna (sailfin molly), 3108 nucleotides. RefSeq names its product transcription factor binding to IGHM enhancer 3a (gene tfe3a). Gene Ontology annotation, cellular component: nucleus. NCBI's taxonomy places the organism in Eukaryota, Metazoa, Chordata, Actinopteri, Cyprinodontiformes, Poeciliidae. Gene Ontology annotation, molecular function: protein dimerization activity; DNA-binding transcription factor activity, RNA polymerase II-specific; RNA polymerase II cis-regulatory region sequence-specific DNA binding. The transcript has 11 exons. Gene Ontology annotation, biological process: regulation of transcription by RNA polymerase II. The record is from RefSeq and is a predicted model, not a curated record. Bases 294 to 1748 code for a protein of 484 amino acids.
AAUAGUGGUAGUUGUAUUUAUUUAGGGAGAAAUCUUAAUGUUUAGGGGAAAUAUUUUAAGUGUAACAAAUGAAGUUAAACAAAUAGAAGAAAGAGUUUCUAGAGCACAGUUGGUGUCUGUCUGAUCUGUGUGUUUUAGCUCUGUGUGAUUCGGUGUUGGACUUCAUCGCCAGAUUUUUCCUCAUCCUCUGUCUCUGCUCCCCGCUGCCUCCUUCUGCCUCCCCGGCUGCAGCUCCUCAUUUCAUCCCGGCGCCCGCAGGAACAUCUCGCCCCUCUCUGCGCCUCUCUGGAGAAAUGUCAGACGUUGGCUCGGAUCAGAUCCGGACCGGAGAGCAGAACAGGAGCCGAACCGAGCCGAACCAACAGGAGGCCUCGGUUCCUCAGCCGCACACCGUGUUCGUGAUCCUGGACUCGGCUGAAACUCUCAGCUUGGUCCAGAUGGAGUCUGGGAUUGUGGCCGACAUCGAGGUCGACAGUUUGAUUCCCACAGACAGUGACAUCUUCUACCAGAUCAAGAGCCAGCCAAUCAGCAUCAGCUCCUCUGCAGCAUCCCCAUCUUCGUCAUCUUCAUCGUCUCUUCCAUCGGUGAUGUCAUCCCGGGUUCUGAUGCGUCAGGGGCUGAUGCGGCAGCAGGCGCUGGAGGAGCAGCAGAAGGAGGCGCAGCAGCAGAAGGAGGUGCAGCGCUGCAGCGACUCCUCCUCCCCCAUCAGCCUGGCUAACUCCGCCCCCUGCACACCUGCCCAGGUUCCCGUGGAGGUGCUGAAGGUGCAGACUCACCUGGAGAACCCCACCAGGUACCACAUCCAGCAGGCCCAGAGGCAGCAGGUCCGCCAGUACCUGUCCAACACCAUGACAGCCAAUCAGCAGCCAGCACUGCAACCAAGCCCCUCCCCCCAGCAGGACUCUGGUGCCACGCUGUCCGAUGAAAGCAGCCCGAAGCAGGAGAUGGAGGAAACAGUCAUUGACGACAUCAUCAGCUUGGAGUCGAGUCUAAACGAGGAUCUUCUGACUCUGAUCGACUCUGGCCUGCAGCUCACCAACACGCUGCCGGCAGCGGGGAACAUGCUGGAUGUCUAUGGAGGGAUGUCUACGCCCACCAUCGCCGUUAGUAACAGCUGCCCAGCCGACUUGCAUGCCGUCAAGCGGGAGCUAACAGAUGUGGAGACCAAAGCUCUGAUGAAGGAGCGGCAGAAGAAAGACAACCACAACCUGAUUGAGAGGAGACGGCGCUUCAACAUCAACGACCGCAUCAAGGAGCUCGGAGCACUGAUCCCCAAGUCCUCUGACCCGGAAACCAGGUGGAACAAAGGCACCAUCCUGAAGGCGUCUGUGGAUUACAUCCGCAAACUGCAGAAAGAGCAGCAGAGAGCCAGAGAGAUGGAGGAGAGGCAGCGCAGGCUGGAGAGCACCAACCGCUCGCUGCUGCUGCGCAUACAGGAGUUGGAACUCCAGGCUCGCCUUCAUGGCGUCUCCUCUUCCUCCGUCUCUGUGGACCCCCAGACGCUCCUGUCCCCGCUAUUGCCCAACCCGUCGCUGAGCUUCAUGGACCUGGACGAGUCCCACCAGGCAUCCGCUGUCUUCUCCACGGACCUGAUGGCGGAGUUGGGGGCGGGGCUGAGUGGCCUGGGGGCGGGGCUUCUGAUGGAGGAGGACGCGGGCGGGGCUGUGAUGUCUGACCCGCUGCUGUCCUGCGGCGCCUCGAAGACCAGCAGCCGGCGGAGCAGUUUCAGCAUGGACGAGGACCUUUGAUGAUGUCACCACAGGCUGGUCUCUGAUUGGCUGAGGGGGCCGGGUCAAAGAUUUAACAAAGAAAUUGACAGAACAAUUUAAAGUCUGUGAUGUCCAACAUAUUCAGAUUACAAAACACAGACAAUGUAACCGUGGCAACCACUUCAUGCUAACCGCUGUGAGUCAUCGCUGUGUAACCAUGGUGACAUUUUCCUCACUGUGUUGCCAUGGUAACCUUUACGUUCACCUUAUAACGGAUCGGCACCAGAGCUGACUGGUGGUUAAAUAACAAGCUGUCAUCUGAUUGGCUGAUUUGAGCAGGUCAGUGGGUUCGACAGGUGAGCCCUCAGGUGUGUUGCUCACAAGCUUGUACAAAUCUGUAAAUUCACAGAAAUAUAUAAUCAGUGUGCUGGGAAGAUUUUAUGGAGAUUUUAUGAAUAAGAAGAGAAAUUUUUCUGGUCCAGAUUGUUUACUUCCUGUUUGUGUCCAUGUUUCAAUGUCCUGCUGGAGACAAAGUUCAGGACCUACAGAAGGGAAAUCAGGGACAGGUACCUGGACCCUGUGGUUCCGGACUGGCAGAUAAUCCAGAGUUGACUCACUGCAAUGCUAGCAUCUUUUAAUAAAGCUCAUGUACUAGUGCCAGUUUUGCUGCCAGUUUUGUUGAUGUCCUGCAUUGUGGGAAAGCUACCUGACCCAUUCGUCAGGAGUUCUUCCUGGUUCAUAGGUCAGUCUCCUACAGACACAGUCUGGGUCCUCUGGACUUGAUAAAGUGCUAUACAAGUACAAACCAUCUAUUAUGAAUUUAUUUUGGACUGUUUUUUGCCUCUGGAGGUCUAAGUGUUUCUGAUUCUGACCUGUAUAUGACAGUGGAUAAAGAUGCACUAACAUGACGACGACAAGCUAACAUAAUGAACAUGACGACAUGCUAUCAUGAUGAGCUGGGCCGUGAUGAUUCUUUUAAAUUUUAAUCAAGCAUUAAAUAAUAACAUUUUGAUAUUUCUGAACAUUUGAACAGUUUCCAAACUCAUGCCUUUAGCUGUUAGCUCAGAGUGCUAACAAGUGUUACACACUCAACCAAGGGAAAUGGAUGGAAGUUUGGGACAUUAUCUGCUGUUGAUCAUGUUUCUAAUCCCAGCCACUGAAAAUGAAGCUAACUGCAAUCAUUUCUGCUGUUAGCUGUGUGUUAGCAUCAUUGCCGGUUGUCAUCGGGAUCACAUGGAAUUAGUCACAAAGGGAAAUCUGUUUCUCUGGUCCUUCAUGCUGUUUUAUGUUAAUGAUGUUUACAUGUAGUCUGUUAAUAAUCUUAGCUAAGAUUCUGUUUUUUAAAACUAUUAAAUUUCACACUGUUAUCUUUCAUAUAGAAUAAAUAUUCAAACAGAAA